UUCAGGCUCGUUGGCGAUAAUUUACUAGUUAACACAUACUCAACUCUCUCGUGUUCGCAAGCAAAUCACCCCCUCCUCCAAAGCCCUCGUGUGCUAUGCAAUCUUGCAUGUUCACGGCCCGCUCUCUACGAAACCUCGCCGGAACAUAGCAUUCAGCCCGGAAAAGAGCACAAAGCUUCGGACGAACCAACUUCUUGCGCCGCAUUCAAGGCGGUCCGCCAGCUCUCCGCCAUCAUGUCGACCGAGUACAAUUAUGAUGAACAGGGCCAAUUCUUCCCAUACUUCAUCCUCACAAUUGCCGCGAUCGUCACUGUGCCCACCACAUAUUCAUGGCUGAAGCCCAGCAAAGAGCUCGAAAACACCGCGGCGCGGAUACAGACUGACUAUCGUCCUGACGAUGCGGAUCUGGUCGAUAAGGUCAAGAGCAAGCAGAGGAGGCGCGAGCGCCGGACGAAGAGGAUGCUGGUGAGCAUCGCAGGCUGGGCUGUCAUGGUCGGAAUGGUCUACUUGAUCAUCGUCACCGCUAGGACGAUCCCCAAGGUGUGGGAUCCGUACGAAGUGCUGGGUAUAUCCUACUCGGCAUCCGAGAAGCAGAUCAAGUCGCAUUACCGCAAACUAUCCCUCACCCACCACCCGGACAAGGUUAAGAUCGAUCCGGCUCUCAACCAGACCGUUGAGUCUGUCAACGAGCACUGGGUCGAGAUUACGAAGGCUUUCAAGGCACUCACGGACGAGGAGGUUCGCAGAAAUUACCUCGAGUACGGCCACCCGGACGGCAAGCAGAGCUUCAGCAUCGGCCUUGCCCUCCCCGCUUUCCUUGUCGCAGAGGGCAACGGUAAGUAUGUCAUGCUCUUCUAUCUCAGCUUGCUUGGCGUCGCCGUGCCGUACUUCGUCGGCCGAUGGUGGUACGGCUCGCAGAAGAAGACGAAAGAAGGGAUCUAUGUGAACAGCGCGGGGACGUUAUUCCAGACCUUCCGCGAAGAGACCAAUACGAGUGCCAUUAUCGAAGCAUGCAGCGGCGCCGACGAAUACAAAGAAUUGCUGCAGGGGGAGAAGGCGGAGUCAGGUCUGGCACGUAUAGAGCAGCGUGUCCUUGCGCCCAGUGAGUUUGAGCAGUUCGCGUCUGGUCUCACGGCCAAGGACGAGAAGAAACUUAAGCAGAUGGACGACCCACAGCGCAGGAAAACGCUCGCUUUAAUCUGGGCGUACCUCGGCCGUAUCGACCUUGAAGACGCCAUCCUAAACGACGAGAAGUUCGAGGUCGGCCCCAUCGCGCAGCUUCUUAAUGAAGCAUUCACUAUCAUUGCCCUGCACUUUGGCGCAAUGGAGCCGGUACUCAACUCCUAUCGCCUGUCGCAAUGCCUGCUACAAGCCAUCCCACCUGCUGGAUCACCGCUACUUCAACUUCCCCAUUUCACUCCAAAGGUUGUGGCCGCCAUUGAAGGCGUCAAGUCUCGCAAACAUCUCUCCGUCCAGAAAUUUAUGGCUAUACCACCUAACGAGCGCAAGUCUAAAGUGGUAGGACCGGGCCUCCUGGACGAAAGACAGUACCAGCAAGCGAUGUCCAUAGCCUCAAACAUGCCUUAUCUCCAUGUUGAAAGGGCCUUCUUCAAAGUCCACGGAGAACGUUAUGUGACUCCCAACUCCCUCGUUCAAUUCGUUGUCAAGGCACGUGUCAUCCCACCGGGCAGCACAAACGUUCCUCACGUCACAGAAGCCGAUCUGGAGGAGCCCGACAAGGAUGAGUCACGCCGAUCCAAAGCAAACGAAGUCUCUUAUCCCCCACCCCUGGCCCACGCACCUUACUUUGCGCGCGAUCACUCUCCCAAGUGGAACAUGUUCCUCGGUGAUGCUAAACAAGGAAAGAUAGUGGUGCCACCAUUCACAUUCGCACAAUUUGACAAGCCGAUCUUCCACAAAGACACCGGACUUCCUACCUUUGAGGUGCAGACGCUCAAGAUGCAGUUUGGUGCGCCACCUCAACCAGGUGUCUACACGUUCCAGAUGCAUCUGGUCUGUGAUUCGUAUCUGGGCUUAGAUACAAAGAUGAACGUAACGAUGGAAGUCAAGGACGCGACAAUGGCAGAGGACAUUGGAGACGGAGGAGAAAUCAGCGAUCCAGAUGAAGAUUCUCUUGCGGGACAGAUGGCUAUGAUGAAAGGCGAGCGGGUGAAGAGGAGCGUGGUGAGAGAUGAGUCGAGUGGUAGCGAUACAGAAGGCGAUGAGGCGCUUGAUGAGGACAGUACUACGGACACGGAGACAGAUACUGAUGACGAGUAGAGGAUCUGGCUGGAGUUUGUGUUUUAGAGCAUUUGCAACGGCGUACGAAAUACUGCUGUCGAAGAGAGACAAGCCAUCAUGAGCACUUUUUGUCGACUUGCCGACCUAGAGCUUCGCGAACUGUCCUAGGAGAAAAAAAUGGUGUACUAGCCGGGGUUAUUGUGCAUUGUUUAAGGCAGCAUACAGUUUAUCCUGGAUGUUUACGUAGUGGUCACCUUGUAUGAGUACAUAGGCAUUCCGAUUUUGACGUCAAGUACAACAAUCUUUG
Molecule: messenger RNA, 2548 nt
Organism: Verruconis gallopava
Lineage: Eukaryota; Fungi; Ascomycota; Dothideomycetes; Venturiales; Sympoventuriaceae
Exons: 3
Coding region: 235-2280 (681 amino acids)
Biological process (GO): SRP-dependent cotranslational protein targeting to membrane; post-translational protein targeting to endoplasmic reticulum membrane
Cellular component (GO): Sec62/Sec63 complex
Molecular function (GO): transmembrane protein transporter activity; RNA binding
Source: RefSeq, a predicted model, not a curated record